Messenger RNA from Hyaloscypha bicolor E, 159 nucleotides. RefSeq lists its product as uncharacterized. NCBI's taxonomy places the organism in Eukaryota, Fungi, Ascomycota, Leotiomycetes, Helotiales, Hyaloscyphaceae. The record is from RefSeq and is a predicted model, not a curated record. The transcript has a single exon. The annotation marks the transcript as partial.
AAGGUCGAGAAGCAAGUAUUAAGGAAUACUAUACUAUUAGUAUUUAUAGAGAAGAGGACUACUACCUGCUUCCUUUACUUAGGGAAGCAGAGCUUGCUAUUCGAAAAGCGCACCUAUAAGUUUACUAAGCCAGGGAACUUAAUAAAGUAUUUCAAGUAG